AUGGCGAACAAACUGGAUAAUUGGGAUUUCGACCAAGAGAGUUCCGAAAGCGAGCUCUCUUCAGACGCUGAGACUGGUAAUCCGCCCGAUGCCAACAAAAGAGCUGGUAUUUUCGAAAAGGACUCCGACGAGGAGGAGCUCGAGCGAUUGGUUCUUGGAAACAAGGCUGGGUUUAAAGAAAACCUUUUCAAACAUGGAAUUCUUAACGAGGACGAUGAUGGUAAUGGCGACAUUGAAAUGGGCGAUACCGAUACUGGCGGCCUAGAAGAAGUAGAUGAUGCCGACUUGUUCGUCCUGGAUACCGGCGCAGGGAGGGCGUCAGUGCCGUUGGCAAAUGCCCCAAAGGUCGAAGAGGGCGAUAGACCGGCGUGGGAGGAUAGCGAUGACGACCGAUUAGUUAUUUCCUUGGCUGGUGCGAACAGGCUGCGGAAAUUGCGAAUGACUGAGGCGGAUGAUCUCGUCACUGGUUCGGAAUACUCGAGGCGGCUACGCCAACAAUUCCUGCGAUUAAACCCUGCACCGGCCUGGGCCAAACAGAACGCCGGACGGCCGGCGUCCAAGAGACGGCGACGCUCAUCAGCAGCGUCAAAUUCGACCAGCGACUCUGACGGAGACUCAGACUCGGAGUCGUCCGCGCAGCCCUUGGAGGAGUUCCUGCGAGACGUCAGACAGCUAGCCGGACUGGGGGCCUCCAAGAAGCGCAGGCUGCGGCCAGAAGUUCUCGACAUCCAGAGGACAAGAGACAUUUCGGACAAGCACAGGGCUCCAGUCGAGUGUCUCUCCUUCCACCCCGAAUACCCCGUCCUGCUGUCCGCCAGCAGAGCAUCAAUCUUAUACCUGCACCACAUCGCGCCCGAUGCCCAGCCGACGCCAAACCCGCAGCUCACAUCUGUCCAGGUUAAGCAAGUGGACGUGCGAAGAGCGGAAUUCCUGUACCCGCAAGGCGACAAGAUCUUCUUUGGUGGCCGUAGAAGGUACUUUCACCAGUGGGACCUGCCGUCCGGUAUUGUGCAGAAGACGACGCAAAUCACCGGACAUGGCUUGGAGCACAAGACCAUGGAGAAGUUCAAGCUGAGCCCUUGCGGGCGAUACAUGGCCAUUGUCGCAUCGACAAAAAAGGGCGGUGGCGUGAUCAAUGUCCUCAGCGUAGCUUCCAUGCAGUGGAUUGCCGCCGCCAGACUAUCCAGCCGACACGGUAUUGCUGAUUUCGCGUGGUGGAGUACCGGGGGCGGCAUGACGAUUCUCGGUCGAGACGGCCAAGUUGGCGAAUACAACAUGGAGUCGAGGACCUUUGUCGGUAUAUGGCACGACGACGGCUGCAUCGGCGGCAUCGUCAUCAGUCUCGGUGGGCACGGCGGACCCCCAGCCCUCGGGGAGGACCGCUGGGUGGCCGUCGGGUCGAACAGCGGUAUCGCGAAUAUUUACGACAGAAGCGUGCUGAUAGCUUCGCAAGGGGACGACGAGCUCGUCGUCAAGGAACGGCCCACGCCGACCAGAACCUUUGAGCAGCUCAUCACGCCCAUCACCGUUUUGGCAUUCUCGCCGGACGGCCAGCUGCUCGCGUUUGGUAGUCGGGAGAAGAAGGACGCCCUGAGGCUGGUGCACCUUCCUAGCUGCACUGUAUAUCGAAAUUGGCCGACGGAGCAGACGCCGCUGGGUAGAAUCACUUGUGUGGCGUUUGGGAGGGAGAGCGACGUGUUAGCUGUGGGUAAUGACUCUGGGAAAAUUAGAUUAUGGCACAUUCGGAGUUAG
This is a messenger RNA of Metarhizium brunneum ARSEF 3297, 1752 nucleotides long. RefSeq lists its product as uncharacterized. Gene Ontology annotation, biological process: rRNA processing. The record is from RefSeq and is a predicted model, not a curated record. NCBI's taxonomy places the organism in Eukaryota, Fungi, Ascomycota, Sordariomycetes, Hypocreales, Clavicipitaceae. Gene Ontology annotation, molecular function: protein binding. Gene Ontology annotation, cellular component: Pwp2p-containing subcomplex of 90S preribosome; small-subunit processome.